This is a messenger RNA of Botrytis sinoallii, 2619 nucleotides long. RefSeq lists its product as uncharacterized. Gene Ontology annotation, cellular component: DNA replication preinitiation complex. Gene Ontology annotation, molecular function: chromatin binding; single-stranded DNA binding; DNA replication origin binding. NCBI's taxonomy places the organism in Eukaryota, Fungi, Ascomycota, Leotiomycetes, Helotiales, Sclerotiniaceae. The record is from RefSeq and is a predicted model, not a curated record. The coding region runs from base 1 to 2619 and encodes 872 amino acids. The transcript has 3 exons. Gene Ontology annotation, biological process: mitotic DNA replication preinitiation complex assembly; DNA replication initiation; double-strand break repair via break-induced replication.
AUGUAUUUACCACGCUCACAACUUGCCACACUAUAUCUCCACCUUCAAAAGACUCAUCAUCCCUUAUCUCCGCCAGUCCUUAUACUAGUUGCUCUCGAACCUGACGCCCUAUGCGGAUGCCGAAUCCUCACCCAACUUCUUAAACGUGAUUAUAUUCCUCACAAGAUACAACCAAUUGCUGGAUAUGGAGAUCUGGAGAAAGCGGGGAAGAAUGUUAUACAACCCAUGAUGGAAAACCAUGGAGGUAGUGGGGGUGUUGUGGUUUGUUUGGGUGUUGGAGGCUUAGUCGACUUGGGUGCGUUGUUGGGUUUUGAUUCCGAGGCAGACGAAGCUAGUUAUGGUGGUGUUGAGGUUUGGGUUGUGGAUGCAAGACGGCCUUGGAAUUUAGGGAAUGUCUUUGGAGGGUUUCCAAUGAUAUCGCAUGAGGUAGAAGGCGGGGAAAUUAUAUCAGAACCACCUAAGGGUGUAGUUGGUGGGAUGAUUGCAAGAAACUAUAAGCCAGGCAAAGGAGGAAUUAUUGUCUUCGACGACGGGGAUAUUGAAGAAGAUAUGAAAGCGGAGAAGGAUGCAUACUUGGCACUAGUGGAAAUGCCUGAGAUGGAAGAUAAUGAAGAUGAUAGUGAGGGCAGUGAAACGGAAGGUGAAAGUGAUGGCAAUGAUGAAACUCCGGUCAAGCUGCCGGGGAAAAAGAGAAAGUCUUGGUCGGAUCGAGAUGAGGAAGAUGAUACUGACGUCGAGGAUGAUCGACCACGGCAGAGGCGGAGGAGCAACUCGUCAAGUCCAAUUCCAGAAUUUCCAACUCGUGCUCCUCAACGUGGACUACUAUCACUAAACGAUCCGACAAUAUUCUCAGAUUCACAUUCACGGUCCGUAUCGCCUUCGCCAGCACAACUCCCUAAACCACCCUCCCCGAGAGCAUUGCGGCGAAGAUUACGAAAAUUGCGUCGGAAGAAUGAAAUGGUUCUCCAAACAUAUUAUAAUCUCGGUGCAUCAUAUUCCGAACCCAUAUCUUCAAUGAUGUAUUCCUUAGCAUCAGAAUUGGGGAGAGAAGAUAAUGAUCUACUUUGGAUGACAAUAGUUGGAGUCAGCUCUCAAGAAUUAUAUGGUCGAUCGGCAAUUGGAAUCGCAGUAACUACAGAAAAGUCGUCGCCGUCAGGAUGGUUAGGCUCCCGAGGAUCACGAACACGACAGCUUCUGCGAGACGAAGUACGACGUCUUAAUCCCCCAGAACUUUCUGACUCGGCUUUUAAUUCGAAUCGGAAUUUGUCACCAGAGAAUAGUGGCAUAAUACCGACAACAGCGCGUAGUCCAACGGACACAAGUAUUCGUCUAUCACCAGAGCCAAAAUUUCUCCUUAUUAGACAUUGGAGUUUAUAUGAUAGCAUGUUACAUUCCCCAUACUUGUCAGCGAGAUUACACAUUUGGUCAGAUAGUGGGCGAAAGCGACUACACAAAUUACUAGCAAAGAUGGGAGUAAGUCUUGUUCAAUGCAAGCAAAGUUAUACUCAUAUGGAUAUGGAACUUAAACGGGGGCUUCGAACAAAAUUACUAAAAUACUCGGAACUUUAUGGGCUAGACGAUCUUGUCCCAAGUGCAGACACAGAUGGAAGGGAUCGCGGAGGCUCAAAGGAAGGAUGGGGUUUCGUCAGAAGUUGGGGUUGGAAGGCGACACUUAGUGCUCAGGAUGUUGGUGUUGUAGUGGGAUCUAUCUUGGAGGUUGGGAAGAAGGCAGUCACUACUCCAGAGAAUGGUGCUUGGGACCGAAGUCGAGAGACCAAGGAGACUAGUGAUGAAGAUGGUGCUUUGGAGGGUGAGGAAUGGGUUGGGAGGUUUUGGGAUGCUUAUGAUGCCCUCGAGAAAAUCGAGGAACUCAAACUCGCGCUUCCCAUAGCUCAACAUCUCCACCGCGCAAUUCUCCGCACAGGAACCUCACUAAUCGAAAAACGACAAAUCAAACAUUUACGUGCCUUCCGCAUGGCUGUAGUAAAAGAUGGUCCAGAUGUCCAACUCUUCACUCAUCCAGCUGCGCUUACUAAACUCGCGCUCUGGAUCGGUGAAGCAAUUGCCGAACAAGAAAGAGAAAGUAAAGGAAAGCUCGGAAAUGGUGGGAGAGGUACCCCGUUGGUCGUGGCGGGUCUAAACGAAGCCAGGGGUGUUUAUGUGGUUGUGGGUACUGGCGGUGGAGGGGGUGGAAUAGGUGGAUGGGGAUUUGGCGAUAAGAAGGCUGCGAGGGAAAAGGCGAAGAAGAAGGAAGAAAAAGAAGCGGCAAGAGCUUUGAGGAGGAAAAACAAAGACAAAAUUCGCGAAGACAAACGUGCGGCAAAACAAGCAGCACGAGCGGAGCGAGGUCAAGAAGAAGAUGAUGAAGAAGACGACGAAACGGAAGAAGAAUCUUCGGAAUCAGAAUCAGAAGAAGAGGAAGAAGACGAAGAUGAAGAUGAACAGGAGAGAGGAAAGGGAUUUGGGAGGAACAAAUUCGGAAAUGCGUUCCAAGAAGUUGUAGAGGAAACGAAUGCGAGGGUCAGGAUUGAUAGCUUUGAACAUUGUGUGGUGGAGGUCAAGAAAGAGGAUUUGGGGGGCUUCUUGGAGAGUUUGAGCUUGAAAGGUGUGGUUGGUUAG